This is a messenger RNA of Panthera uncia (snow leopard), 834 nucleotides long. RefSeq names its product upper zone of growth plate and cartilage matrix associated (gene UCMA). Bases 65 to 481 code for a protein of 138 amino acids. NCBI's taxonomy places the organism in Eukaryota, Metazoa, Chordata, Mammalia, Carnivora, Felidae. The record is from RefSeq and is a predicted model, not a curated record. Gene Ontology annotation, biological process: regulation of osteoblast differentiation; embryonic skeletal system development. Gene Ontology annotation, cellular component: extracellular matrix. The transcript is spliced from 5 exons.
AGGGUCUGCAGAACCCUCUCCGUCUGCCUUGUGGUUCCCAAACGGAGCCUCAGCCCAUCCAAAGAUGGCCUGGAGACAGCUGCUUCUCGCCUGCUGUCUCUCAGCAGCUGUGCUCCUCACUACGCUGCAGGAGGGCGCUGGUGCAGCGGUGGGCACCCAGCAGGAGGCAGGACAAGACGUUUGGGAAGAUGUAGAACAGAAGAUCUUCAUGCAGGAAUCAGAUGCUUCAAAUUUCCUCAAGAGGCGCGGCAAGCGGUCCCCAAAAUCCCAAGAUGAGGUCAAUGCGGAGAACAGGCAGAAGCUGCGGGCCAAUGAGCUGCGGAGAGAGUACUACGAGGAACAAAGGAACGAGUUUGAGAACUUCGUGGAGGAGCAAAAUGAUGAACAGGAAGAGAGAAGCCGGGAAGCUAAUGAGCAAUGGCGCCAGUGGCAUUACGACGGCCUGCAUCCAUCAUAUCUCUAUAACCGCCACCACAUCUGACCUCAUUUUGACAGAGCAGGAAGAUGGAGCUUGAAACUCACAAACCUACCCCAGGUGUCUGACCAACGCCUCCACACCAGCAGGCCCCUUCACAGGGUCUCAACUGGGGGGGCUCCUGGGCGGGGGGGCUGCUGUGGUAAACACACAGGCCUUUUGUUCUGAUGUUUUAAGAUGCCCUGGCUUUUGCUUCUUUGCAGAUGAUUUUCUGAGGUGAGCAAACACCUGCGGGGCCUCCUGGCACCGAACCUUCAGUGACGUCCCCUUAUUUAGCCACUGUUCCCACAGUUAAGACUCCUGUCCUGUAGAACAAUGAGAAGGGUCGCAAUAAAGACGACAGAUGACGUGUUCGCUUA